Messenger RNA from Lottia gigantea (owl limpet), 6099 nucleotides. RefSeq lists its product as hypothetical. Lineage: Eukaryota; Metazoa; Mollusca; Gastropoda; Lottiidae. Gene Ontology annotation, biological process: homophilic cell-cell adhesion. The transcript has 20 exons. Gene Ontology annotation, cellular component: plasma membrane. Gene Ontology annotation, molecular function: calcium ion binding. Bases 1 to 6099 code for a protein of 2032 amino acids. The record is from RefSeq and is a predicted model, not a curated record.
AUGAGUAAAUGUGCAGCUUUCUUCAUAAUACUAGGACUUUACACAGUAACAGUAAAAGCUGUGUCACCCACAUUUGAUAACGUAGCUACAGAUGGUAGUACUAGAGUAGCUGUCGAUGAAAGAACAGCCCCGGGAGUCACUGUAUUUAGUUUACUUGCCACAGAUGGUGAUGGAGAUCCUAUUACUUUCUCUCUCGACACCAUCGAUGGUGCAACCACGGGAGAUUUUGUUUUAGUUGGUGCUGAAAUUAGAGUUAAAACUGGAGCUACUUUAGAUUUUGAAGCUAAAACUCAAUAUGUACUGGAAGUGAGCGCCAGUGAUGGGAAUGAUCCAGAUGCAUUUGGUACAGUCACCAUUGACAUCGGUAAUCUUAAUGACGAAUCUCCCGUUUUGGGUGGAACAUUUUCUGUUUCGGUAGAUGAAGAACAAGCAGUUGGAACUUUGGUUCCGUUUAAUAUAACAGUAACUGAUGGAGACGUGGGUGAUACCAAGUCUUUUACACUCACUGGUCCACAUAGCACUUUUUUUCAAAUCGACAAUGGCGAUGGUUCCAUACGGUUUGCUGAGAAGUUAGAUCGUGAUGGAGCAGGAGCUAUUAUAGUGUAUGAUCAGUUAAUAGUAAGAGUUACUGAUGGUGGUGGUAACACUGAUUCCAAUGGGUUAUCUGUUACAUUACAAGAUAUCAAUGACAAUACACCAAUAUGUACACCAUCUUCAUAUUUCACAUCUACACCGGAAAAUACACCGGCUAAUAUUGUUAUCGAGACUUUGACUUGUGCUGAUUUGGAUGCCGGAGCUAAUGGGAAUUUUGUUUUAAGCAUUGCGAGUGGUGAUGAUGCUUCGCCUAAAUUUGUAAUUAACGGAUUUCAAAUACAAACAACAACAACGGCUAUUGAUUAUGAAGCGCUUGUUACACAGUCUUUCCAGUAUCAGCUUAUUGUGAAUGCUGUAGAUGGCGGGGCAACACCGAAGACAGGGACAGCAUCUGUAAUUGUCACAAUUACCUCCAUUAACGAGGGUACUCCUGUGUGGACAGCAUUUUCACCGGCAUACACUGUUGGAGUACCAUACGUAAUAUCAGAAGAUACUGCCGUGGGUACCACAGUAGUAACAAUAGCGGCUACUGAUACAGAUGCUGGAACUGACGGUGAUAUCUCAUAUAAAUUGGUUUAUGUUGUUGACGGUGGUGGUACAGCUAGACCAGGUGUAUUUUCACUAGAUACAUCAACAGGAACUUUAAUAACUGUCAAAAACAUCGAUAGAGAUGUUGCCACUGGUGGAACACCAUCUUAUGAUGUCACUGUAAGAGCCAAAGACGGAGGUACCCCCUCCUUCUUUGUGGACAGGACACUAACUUUUGACAUAACAGAUGUAAAUGAUAUAUCACCUGAAUUUGGAUCCAGUAGUUACUCUGUGACCAUCUCCGAGAAUCUUAAUGUGGGAGACAGUGUCAUACAAGUUUUAGCAACUGAUCUUGACAGUACCCCAAGUACACUGAUAUAUAACAUACAAUCAGGCGAUGCUACUGGUUCCUUUACCUUCAGUACUACAACUGAUGGUUUAUUGGAAGUGCAAAGUGAUAUUGAUAUAGAUCGUCCGAAAAAUAAUCCUACUGUUUAUAGUUUGAUAAUAACAGCUAAAGAUGGGGGUGCUCCUGAACUGACAGGAUCAGCUUCAGUCAUAAUUACCAUUACACCCGAAAAUGAUUUUGUACCGACAUUUGGAACAACAUUGCCGGGUGAUACGGUUAUGGUUAGUGAAUCGACAGUACCAGGUGUAACAGUUGCUACUGUAUUAGCUAAUGACGAUGAUUAUGGAACGGAUGGUGUGCUUUCUUACUUUAUAACAGGUGGAAAUACUAAUUCAGCAUUCACAGUAGAUAGUACCACGGGACAGGUCAAAACUAUGAAGACAUUGGACUUUGAAACUACGCCAACCUAUUUCCUUGAAGUUAUAGCGAAGGAUGGUGGUACACCGGCUUUAAGUUCAUCAACUACCGUCACCGUUUCUAUUUCUAACGUAAAUGAAAACGUACCAACUUGUGUAUCUUAUAAUAUUGUAGCUUCUGUUGCUGAAGACACAACUGUUAAUUCUCCGGUGACAAGUCUAACAUGUACAGAUGCUGAUGGUGACGUUCUUGCGUAUUCUAUAACAUCUGGGAAUACUGGUAGUUCUCUUUCAUUAGAUUCAAGCAGUGGAACUUUAACUAUAGCAACAGCUUUAGACUAUGAGACAGUUCCAAGCUACACGUUGGCAAUAAACAUAAUAGAUCAGGCUGUACCUGGACCUGUGAAAACAACUACAGCUCAGAUUACAGUACAAAUUGUUCCUGUCAACGAAUUCGAUCCCGUCUUUCCAGUCGGGGGAUAUACAAUAUCAAUACCAGAAAACCAAGCACUUUUUGUCAACUUUCUAACUGUAACAGCAACAGACAGUGACCAAGGAGCAUCUCACGGUACUUCCAAGUACUCAAUCAUAGGUGGUAAUCCACUAGGAGAAUUUCAAAUAGACUCUUCCUCAGGACAAAUACAAGCCAUCAAAGCUCUCAAUCGAGAAGCAUAUCCUUCAUAUACAUUGAACGUUAAAGCCACUGACAGUACUCCGUCUGCAGGUGAUGAAAGAUCAACAGACACAACCGUUGUUAUAACUAUAAAUGAUAUAAACGACAACCCCCCUGUCUUUACACCAACUUCACAAAAUAUAUAUGUAUUAGAAACAGCUCCAAGCAGUUCAAAUCUAUUAACACUAAAUGCCAAUGACGAUGAUACAGGAGCCAACGCAGUACUUACUUAUUCUAUUCUCUCUGAUCCAUCUGGUUUUUUUACUAUCUCUACAAAUGCGUUGAUUCUUAAUACGCCACUUGAUUUCGAAACUGCAACAACUCACAUUGUCGUAGUUCAGGCGGUAGAUGGGGGAUCACCAAAACUUACUGGUACAGCAACAGUCACAAUAAAUGUCUUGCCUGCAAACGAUAACACGCCAGUAUUCACUGUUCCAAACACUGCAACUUCUUUAAGUGAAACAACUCCAGUCGGUAACAGUAUAUUUGAUGCAUCUGCGUCGGAUACUGACGUUGGUGAUGGAAGCGAUAUUACCUAUUCUAUUACCAGUGGAGACCCGACAGGCAAUACAUAUUUCAUUAAUCCAAACACGGGACGAGUGUUUUUGUGGUCUGUACUUGACUAUGAUACGGCACCAAAUACCUACAAUCUUACACUUAAAGUUGAAGAUACUGGUGGUCUUACUGAUACCAUGUGGCUUUUCAUCAACGUGACUGAUGAAAAUGAUGAGUAUCCUAUUUUUACUACCAAUACUUACAAUGGAGCUGUUGACGAAGAAGCUGCUCCUCGUCCCGUUUUACAGGUUCAGGCUAUAGAUAAAGAUUCUGGAGUAAAUGGACAAGUGACUUAUUCUAUUGUAUCGGGUGAUGGUGUAGGAAGUUUUAAUAUUGACAGUACUAGUGGUGAUAUAACUACAUCAGUUACAUUAGAUUAUGAAGUGAAACAGAUAUAUUAUUUAGUUGUCCAAGCAGUAGAUGGAGGAGUUCCAGCCUUGACUUCUUCAUGUUUAGUAAGAAUAGCAGUAAAUGAUAUUAAUGAUAAAACACCAGUUUUUGUACCGGCAGAUUUUACUGUCAAUAUAGCUGAAAAUGUUUCUGUUGGAACAUCAGUAACAACAGUUAAUGCUAAUGAUGCAGACUCUGCUGCUAACAGUAAUAAUGUUUUCACAUACAUCCUUACUAAUUUGUAUUUUGAAGUUCAUCCAAACACAGGGGUAAUUACAAACAAAGCUGCCUUAGACAGAGAAACUAUUGAAAUGCAUAAAUUGGUGGUAGAAGCAAGAGAUCAAGGUACACCAUCACUGACUGGUACAGCUACAGUUACUGUUAUCGUGGAUGAUAUUAACGACAACUCACCUGUCAUUACUGGAACUUAUGAUAGAAUUGUUGUUGAAGAUACCAGUGUAGGAACCUUACUGUUCACUGUAUUAGCGACUGAUGCCGAUAGUGGCUUAAAUGGUAAACUCACGUUUUCUAUUGCUGCAGGUAAUACCGAUAAUGAUUUCAAAAUUGACUCAGAUGGUGGAUUUGUUCAGGUACAGAAUUCACUAGACAGAGAAAGAAGAACAGUGUAUAAUCUUCAAAUUAAAGUAGAUGAUAAUGGAGCUGUUCGUAAUUCUGAUUUUAUCACCAUAGAUUUAACUAUUGGAGAUAUUAAUGACAAUGAUCCCAUCUUUACUGGUUUACCAUAUACCUUUAACAUUCAUGAAAAUGAGAUAGUAGAUACUUCAGUUGGAACUCUUGUAGCCACAGAUGCAGACACUGGUGUAAACGCUGACUUGCUCUAUUCUCUGCCUAAUUUCUGGUCUGGAAAUCCAGCACAUUUGAAAAUUAAUGGUAUAACAGGUAUCAUAACCACUGAAAUCAUUCUUGACCGCGAAGUUACUGCAACAUAUUUCGUUUGGUGUCGAGUAAAAGAUGGUGGUAAUCCCUCGAGAGAAGCAUACACCAACGCCACUAUUGUUGUGCUGGACAAAAAUGAUAACUUUCCAUUGUUUGACUCAUCGUCUUACAGCGUUACUACCCUGGAAAACUCAAAUGUAGGAACUUCGAUUCUUCGGAUCACAGUUACGGAUAAAGAUGAGGGUGUAAACAAAGAUUUCACUCUUUCUAUUGAUACGUCGACAACAGGUGGUGCCUUGGCUAAUACUUAUCUGAUAAUAGACACUGUCACUCAGACCUUAUCUGUCAAAUUAUUAAUAGAUCGCGAAUUAACACCAACGUUUAGUUUCAAUAUAUUAGCAGUAGAUAAAGGUACACCAGCUCUUACAUCGUCAGCUGCUGUUACAAUAACAGUUUUGGACGAGAACGAUAAUGAACCAAUAUUUAACCCAGUAUUUUACAACAGUGAAGCUUCCUAUGCCGGCCAAUGUACCCGAAAUAUCCUGACAGUAACAGCUACUGAUAGGGAUGAUGGUAACAAUGGCGAAGUUGUAUACUUCCUUCUUCAAAGUUCUUAUGAUUAUCUCUUUAAUAUCGACCCACUGACAGGAUUGUUAACUUUAAAAGCCUCAACCACGACAGAUUUUAACUAUUUACUGACUGCUCGAGCCCGUGAUAAUGGCCUUCCUCUUCAAACAUCUUCAGUGGGAGCAACAUUGAGAGUGGAUACAUUUACACCAAAUAAUGUUGUCAUAACUUUCAACAUGAAAAUAAGCAGAACAGAUUUUCUAGCAAGACAAAAUGAUUUUGUCGCCGGGUUAAAAAACCUACUGUUAGUAAAGUACCCAACUUCUUCAAUAAAGAUUUGGUGUAUUGAGGAAAGAGCGGGAACUGCCUUGCUUCCACCAACCAGACGUCGAUUGUUGUCUACAAACCCAGUGAGUGUUCAUGUAUAUGCCCUCAAGGAUAAUACAACAAAUUUAGAAGUUAACAAGAACAGUGCGAAAUCAUUUCUUACCUACGAUGAUUUGUUGUCAUUUUACACCACAGAUCCGGAUGGUUCACCGUCAGCAGCACUUACUGGUAACAACUGGGACUAUUAUUCGAUUGAGACUAUAAAGCCAUAUCAAGAAACAACCACACCAUGGGAAGAAACAGACGAAGGAAUAGCUAUUAUUGUUAUCAUUUGUUUGGUUCUUCUAGCGCUUAUUAUACUCUUGUUCCUUUUAUGCUUCCGUAGAUACAGACAAAAACAAAAAACAUCUAUUAUUACCGAACGGAGGGGACAUAAAAACGAUCUUGCUAAAGUUAUGGCAGUACCAAAGAACGCCGUUCCAGAUAUAGAUGAAGAUAUCAAGAAACACCCAGCCCCGGCAGCAGUAUUAUCUUUACCAAUGCCUGUGGAAUCAAAGGCUAACAAACGGUAUGAUGAAGAUUUUUUCUGGAGUUCUGAUGUAAAAAGGCCGAAUACCUCAUCUACAUUGCCUGCUGUAGAAGACAGUACAAACUUUGCUAGAGAUAAUAGAUAUUUUGAUGGUAUGGCUAUAGAUCCAGAUUCUGGAAAGGUAUAUGAAUACAAUACGAAAACCAACGAAAGGAAGUGGUUAAAUUCUUCUGAUGGUAAUCCAACUCGUGUUAGUAACUUGGAUUUAUACUGA